Messenger RNA from Lactuca virosa, 351 nucleotides. Lineage: Eukaryota; Viridiplantae; Streptophyta; Magnoliopsida; Asterales; Asteraceae. The record is from the annotation of a GenBank genome assembly.
AUGGCGAGGGGCGAUUGGGUUUCUUUUUCUUUUCUCUCCAAAUCUAUUGAGAUAUGCGACGGGUUGCCCACCUCUAUCAAGAAGUGUAAGAUCAAGUUCUUCUUUGUAGACGCGUUUGCUUUUGGGCUACCUAUGCAAUUUGAAAGCCGUUUAAAUCGUGAUCAUGACUCGAACCCCGAACUUACUAUAGACGAGCAAUCCACCGUAGACCCAUUGGUGGCUAAUUAUGUUAAAUGGUAUGACCCCAAUGACUCAACUCUCGAACUUCCCAUAUGUCAUCGACAUACCUCCUGUUAUGGCUCUCCGUGGCCAAUCCAACACGCUCCUUUAAUGCAUUCUCUAGAGGCGUAA